This is a messenger RNA of Aspergillus tanneri, 1377 nucleotides long. Its product is annotated as D-arabinose 1-dehydrogenase (NAD(P)(+)) ARA2. Lineage: Eukaryota; Fungi; Ascomycota; Eurotiomycetes; Eurotiales; Aspergillaceae. The record is from RefSeq and is a predicted model, not a curated record. Gene Ontology annotation, biological process: dehydro-D-arabinono-1,4-lactone biosynthetic process. Gene Ontology annotation, cellular component: cytosol. The transcript has a single exon. Bases 1 to 1377 code for a protein of 458 amino acids. Gene Ontology annotation, molecular function: D-arabinose 1-dehydrogenase [NAD(P)+] activity.
AUGUCUCCGCUGUCGGCCACGCUGCCGCCUCUUAUCUUGGGCACCGCCACCUUCAACUCGCAGUACAACCCCGAUCCCUAUGUCCUGCCCACCACCGAGCUCGUCCACCGUGCCCUUUCCUAUGGCAUUCGCGCCUUCGACACUUCUCCCUACUAUGGCCCAGCUGAAGAACUCCUGGGUCGCGCGCUGAACACCGAGUUCGUGCGGUCGCGAUACCCCCGCCACUCCUACCAACUGCUCACCAAGGUCGGUCGCAUCGCCGCCGGUGCCUUCGACUACACACCGCAAUGGGUGAGACAGAGCGUGCGACGCAGUCUCCGUCGUCUGCACACCGACUAUCUGGACGUUGUCUACUGUCACGAUGUCGAGUUCGUGACACCCGCCGAGGUAUUGGCCGCCGUGCGCGAACUGCGCCGUCUCCGCGACUCCGACGGCUGCGUGCGUUACGUGGGAAUCUCUGGAUACCCUGUCCAUGUGCUGUGCGACCUGGCGGAGCUGAUCCUGCGCGAGACGGGCGAACCUCUCGACAUCGUCAUGUCCUACGCCAACUUCACCCUGCAGAACACCCGGCUGAGGUCCCACGCCCUGCCGCGUCUGCGCGCCGCCGGCGUCGACGUCGUCCCUAAUGCCUCGCCGCUAGGAAUGGGUCUACUGCGUCGCAAGGGCGUCCCCAUUGGUAGCAUGGGCGAUUUCCACCCUGCUCCCGAUGCCCUGCGCGAGGCUAUCCGCCGUGCCAGUGACUGGACCGAUACCCAGGGCGAGAAGCUCGAGGUCGUGGCUAUCCGUUUCGCCCUCGAGUCCUGGCUCCGUGAUGGCGCCCCAGUCGGCGCUCUGGGUCCGCCUCUUGCCCGUUCCCCGGACGUUGACCCCGGGUUCCUCUCCGUCCUGAACUUGGGCACCGGGCACCGGCUGGGUGUUAGCGUCAUGGGCGUUAGCAACGUCGACGAACUGAAUGAAUCCCUGCGCGUGUGGCACAGUAUCCUCGAUGGGCUGGAGAAUUGUGACGAAGACGACAACAAUGACGACGAUGACGAUGAAGAGGAGAAGCCAUCCACCUUGAUGCCCCCCCCGGCAAAUGCACCGCCUGCUGUGCUGACGCCCUCCGAGGGCAUUGUCACCGAUCGUGCCUGGUCCCGGAAUCGACGGAGUCACAUCCUCGCCCUCACCCAGCAGAUUCAGUCCAUCCUAGGCCCCCAAUGGGUGGAUUAUACAUGGCCCAGUCCCGGUCCAGAUUUCGUCAAUGCUCUGCCCGCCGACCACCUGGCCGCAUUGCAGCAGGAUAUUCAGAAUGACUCCAUGAUCACUCCUCCCUUGGAUGCCGUGGACACGAAGAUCCCCCGGGAGACAGAUACAGAGCCCUCAGAGAUCGCGUUAUAG